AUGGCCUCUCAAGCUAUUCCUAAAGAUUUGUACACUUACACGAAUGAUGAAAGCUUGUAGUUGAUGAUUUAUGCAAUUAAAGGAAAUCAUGCUUGCAAAGACUAGAGAAAGAGUUUUAAUUUAUGCAGAUCUACUCCACUUGGAAAGUACGUAGAACCUGAAUUUUGUAAAGACAAUGCAUUGGCACUUGUUGAUUGCUUUUUGAAAGUACAAAGAAAUGCUAAAUGCAACCAAUCCUUUUAGAAGGUGUUCGACAUUGCUAAAACAGGGUAGUAUGCUUAAGAAAGUUUAGAGGACUAUUUGAAAUGCUGAUUAAUUUCAUAAAAUAAUAUCCAAAAAUAAUAACUUUGAGAA
Molecule: messenger RNA, 354 nt
Organism: Paramecium tetraurelia
Lineage: Eukaryota; Ciliophora; Oligohymenophorea; Peniculida; Parameciidae
Exons: 3
Source: RefSeq, a predicted model, not a curated record